Messenger RNA from Sorex fumeus (smoky shrew), 2618 nucleotides. RefSeq names its product dynein regulatory complex subunit 7 (gene DRC7). The record is from RefSeq and is a predicted model, not a curated record. NCBI's taxonomy places the organism in Eukaryota, Metazoa, Chordata, Mammalia, Eulipotyphla, Soricidae. Gene Ontology annotation, cellular component: motile cilium. Gene Ontology annotation, biological process: flagellated sperm motility.
AUGGAGGUGCUGAGUGAGAAGGUGGAGGAGGAGGAGCAGGCCGAGCGGGAGGACGCGGCCGAGCGGGCCGAGCGGGGGCGGAAACCGAUGCCGAGACCCCCGGAGCCUCGCUGGGAGGGGACCAUCAUGUCGCAGGAGACCGUGCGGGAGCUGGAGAAGAAGCUGCAGGAUGUGGACGUCCCCACGCCCAGCGAGACGCCUCCCAGAGCUGCCCUGGACACCUCCAAGCUGCCGCUCUCCUACCGGAGCAACUCGCCCAAGGAGGAGCGGCUGCUGCAGGUGGCCGACAACUUCUCCAGGCAGUACAGCCACCUGUGCCCCGACCGCGUGCCGCUCUUCCUGCACCCGCUCAACGAGUGCCAAGUGCCCAAGUUCGUGAGCACCACGCUCCGGCCCACCCUGAUGCCCUUCCCCGAGCUCUAUAACUGGGACACCUGCGCCCAGUUCGUCUCCGACUUCCUCUCCAUGGAGCCCCUGCCGGACCCCCUCAAGCCGCCCCCGUCCCUGUACUCCUCGACCACAGUGCUCAGAGAGCAGAAGGGGAACUGCUUCGACUUCAGCGUGCUGCUGUGCUCCUUACUCAUCGGCGCCGGCUACGACGCGUACUGCGUCAACGGCUACGCCUCCAGGAACCUGUGUGCCAUGGACCUCACCCGGGAGGUGUGCCCGCUCACCGUGAAGCCUGAAGAGGUAGUCCAGGAGAAGGAGAAGGUGCCAACGAAGAAGUACACCAUCAAGCCCCCCAAGGACCUGACCAGCAGGUUUGAGCACGACCAGGAGGAGAAGAGGAAGAAGGCGAUCCGAGAGGAGGAGGAGAAGCAGAGGAGGAUGGAGGAGGAGAAGCUCCUGGAGCUGGAGAAGGAGGGUGCGGAUCCCCUGCACGGCCUGCGGGUGCACUCCUGGGUCCUGGUGCUGUCGGGGAAGCGCGAGGUGCCCGAGACCUUCUUCAUCGACCCAUUCACGGCUUACAGCUACAGUCCUGAGGACGACAACUUCCUGGGCAUCGAGUGCAUCUGGAACCACAAGAACUACUGGAUCAACAUGCAGGACUGCUGGAACGGCUGCAAGGACAUGGUCUUUGACCUGGGCGACAACGUGCAGUGGGAAUACAUGCUGGCGGGCACCGACAAGCCCCAGCUGGCCCUGGCCGAGGAGGAGGACGAGACCAUGAUUGAAGACGAAGACCUCCAGAACCUGGGCAAGGAGGAGGAGAGCCUGGGCCUGGACAUGCCGCCCUCGUGGGUGGAGCAGAUCCAGAUCUCCGAGGAGGCCUUCGAGACCCGCUGCCCCCAGGGGACGAAGGUGAUCCAUUACAGGAAAGCCAAGCUGGAGAAGUGGUGCCCGUAUCUCAACAGCAACGGGCUGGUGUCCCGCCUCACCACCUACCAGGACCUGGAGUGCACGCAGGUCCUGGAGGUGAAGGAGUGGUUCGAGAACCGUGAGGACAAGCUGGAGCUGAAGCACACGGACCACACCACGGGGCUCAUCACCGACUACUUCAAGCCCGGCCACCUCCAGGCCCUGCGAGUGCACGCUUACAAGUCGCUGCAGCCCGAGAUGGACCGUGUCAUGGAGUUUCAUGUGUCGGCCCGUGUGGACGGCCUGGUGAGGCGGGAGGAGACACCCAGGACCAUGACGGAGCACUACCAGGGCCGGUCCGACUUCCUCACCUACCGUCACGUCACCUUUGGGCCCCGGACCAAGAAACCGCCGGGGAACAGCUCUGAGUCGAACCCCCGGUUCGUAGUGAAAAUCACGGAGCGCUUCUCCCGCAACCCCGCCGUGCCGGCCGACGAGGACGUGCAGGAGCGCACCUUCUUCAUCCCGGAGGAGCGCAUCCAGCUGCGCUUCCACUGCCGCGACGACCACAUCACCACGUCCAAGCGCGAGUACCUGCGGCGCCUGGACGUGGACAGCAAAGGCAACAAGAUCAUCAUGACGCCCGAGAUGUGCGUGAGCUACGAGGUGGAGCCCCUGGAGCACACCAAGAAGCUCCUGUACCAGUACGAGACCAUGAUGCAGCUCAAGAAGGAGGAGAAGCAGUCCCGGCACCAGGCCUGGGAGUCCGAGGUGGAGGUGCUGGAGAUCCUGAAGCUCCGUGAGGAAGAGGAGGAGGAGCACAAACUGACCGUCUCCAUCUACGACAACAAGCGGAACGGCAAGAGCAAGGAGUACCGGGAGGCCAUGGAGCGCGUGAUGCACGAGGAGCACCUGCGGCAGGUGGAGACCCAGUUGGACUACCUGGCCCCGUUCCUGGCCCAGCUGCCCCCCGGGGAGAAGCUGACUCGCUGGCAGGCCCUGCACGUCAAGGACGAGUGCCUCAGUGACUUCAAGGAGCGGCUCAUCGAGAAGGCCAACCUCAUCCAGGCGCGUUUCGAGAAGGAGACCCAGGAGCUCCAGAAGAAGCAGCUGUGGUACCAGGAGAACCAGAUGACGCUGACGACCGAGGACGAGGACAUGUACCUGAGUUACUGUUCCCAGGCCAUGUUCCGCAUCCGCAUCCUGGAGCAGCGGCUGAACCGGCACAAGGAGCUGGCCCCGCUCAAGUACAUGGCCCUGGAGGAGAAGCUGUGCAAGGACCCCCGCCUGCUGGAGUUCCUGUGACCCUCCGGCGCGUG